AUGGGCAAGCUGUUGAAGAAGCCAGCCGCCUCCUCCGCCUCUACAAGGAAGACUACGAGCACGGCAGGCCUUCCAAUUUGCCGAGCCGCCCUGGAAAUGGUUCCCGUGGGUCAGGUAGUGACGAAGAAGGAGUUGGCGCUGAUGGCUUUCGGCCAUCCUGGUCAAGGGCAGCUGGCGCAGAUCGGCAAAGCUGCAUCUGCACUGGCCGAGGGCCGGGUGAAGGGAUGGUGGCGCAUCGUCAACAGCGGCACGCCAGCUUUGCUGUCGGGGCGGGAAGCGGAACAGAAGCGAAGGCUCAAGGCGGAAGGGAGCUCGCCGAACUUCCCGGUGAAGCAGGGCGCGAGAUCCGGCAGUGCUGCCGCAGUUCUUGUCCACCCUCUUCGGCUGCGUUGA
Messenger RNA from Symbiodinium sp. CCMP2456, 393 nucleotides. NCBI's taxonomy places the organism in Eukaryota, Dinophyceae, Suessiales, Symbiodiniaceae. The record is from the annotation of a GenBank genome assembly.